This is a messenger RNA of Sodiomyces alkalinus F11, 528 nucleotides long. RefSeq lists its product as hypothetical. NCBI's taxonomy places the organism in Eukaryota, Fungi, Ascomycota, Sordariomycetes, Glomerellales, Plectosphaerellaceae. The annotation marks the transcript as partial. The record is from RefSeq and is a predicted model, not a curated record. The transcript has 2 exons.
CACACGCCAUCCCGCCUCACCCUCCUCUGGAUGGCCAUCUCCCUCCCCCUCGUGGCCUGGGACACCGGCUACGUCCUCCUCCGCCCGCACACCAUGCCGGGCGGCUCGCUGCACCGGCCCCUCUGGACGCCCUACGCCCUCUACGGCACGGUCGACGGCGUGUACGGCUUCAAGGCCUGGGAUGCCCGCGACGGAUUCACGGCCGCCCAGGGACUGCUGAACCUGUUCGAGUCGGCUAUGUAUGUCGUCUACUUGUGGCUCGCGCUGCGGGGGCGGGGGGGUCGGUUGACGUCCAGGCCGGCGGCGGCGGCGGCGGGGAGGCAGAAUGCGCUGGGGUUGUUGGUCGGGUUUAGUGCCGCUGUCAUGACGCUCAGCAAGACGGUCCUUUACUGGGCUAAGGAGUAUUUUGCCGACUUUGAUAAUAUUGGGCAUAAUGAUGCCGUUACCCUUUUCUUCCUUUGGGUUAUUCCCAACGGCGCAUGGCUUGUCGGGCCCACUUACCUGAUUUUCUCCAUGGGCCGCGAGAUU